AUGGAUCCAUCCACCGAUCCGUCCACACACAACCAAUCUUACGGCUUCCUCGACGGUAUCCAAGCCUAUUCCAACUCCGACAACCUCCAAAAUGGCGAGGACUACAGCCAAUAUUUCGACCCUGCCCUGUUCGAGAACACUACCAUUGGACAGAGCUUCUCUCAGCAGCCACAGUCCAUUUCACAGAAUUUCGAUUCGAAUAUUCCCAGACAGUCCAAUAGCCCGGGCAUACAGCAGUAUACCUCCGCUCAACCCACCUACUCUCAUCAACAAUAUUCCCAAUCCCUCUACGACUCUCGCCAGCUAUCCCAGCCCAAUUAUGAUCCCAGAUUCUACCCUCGACAUUCUCCUUCACCCGUGGGAUUCGAUGGCGGAUAUCCCUACCAAAGUCCUAUGGGCUACCCCAACCAGAACUACAAUUCACAGCACAUGAACAUGCCGCCACGGCAGGAUCAUACUCCGACACCAAAUUAUCCGCCAAGACAGCAACACCCUUCGCCGUAUGUUAACAUCGGACCGCGUCCGUCCCAGCUGUCACAAGUUCAGAAUGCCGACAUGAUGCAUUUUGGGAACUUCCCGGAGCAGAAUCACCAACCAUCAAGUGCUUUUGUCGAUCCAUCCAUGUUGACUGGAAACCAAAUGAUCAACGCAAAUAACAACAACUCGAACUUCCCAGCUCAUCAACAGUAUAUGCCGCCUUCCUAUUUCAAGGCAGGGUCUACCGUCGAUCCAAGAUCUCUACAAGGGGUUCAGCCUCUGCAGCCUAUGCCAACAGCUUCCUCCCAGAGCCCUCAUCCCGGUAAGACAAUCAUCCAAAGUUGUCACUCGAAUCUAACGAAUUCAGCACCAGCGGUCCAGCCGAAGCCUGAGAAGAUCGCCAAGUCAAAGACGCCCAAAGAUCCUCAUGCACCCAGGAAAUCUAAAACUAAGACGAAGAAGGAUGUUGCUGCGGACACCAAGACCGAAGAGCAAGCCUCCGACUCCGAGUCAAGUUCUGAUGAUGAGUUGUCAUUUGAAGAUGAGGAUCCUCCCGAGAUGACCCCCACUUUGCUUACAGUUUCUGCUCCGACUGAUGAACGUGGAAAAGCUCUUUACAGUUCAGUGCAGGCAGUUUGGGCUCCACGGAAUAGACCAGCUCCACCCGAAAAGAUCCGAAAUGGCAUUGCUGGCUUUGGUGAUACUGUGCGAAGUUUGAGAGAUGCGUGGAAAGUCAAAAAUGACAGUCUGAGAAAGGCUGAGAUCCCCAACUCUCCUACAGCAUCAGACGCCGCCAGAUUAAAGGAUGAAGUGGCGCGUUAUCGAACGGUUAUGGAAAGCGUCAUGGCUCGAUCCAAUAUGUAUGGGCAUCCAGCCAUCGUCAAAAGACUAGGUGAAAAUCAGUUCACAAUGUCGGCCCUAUACUCCUUCAUGCUGGACAGAUUCAAUGCGGGAGACUAUGACAGUCCCCUCGUCAGCGCGAUUCUGGAGUUCGUGGUCAAAUUUGAGACCCUUGAUACUGAAAUGCUAGAGAUGACCAAACUAUCCAAGAUACUGCAGCGUUUCACUAAAAGGGCAAGCAGUGAAAUAAAGACAAUGGCACAAACCAUUCUGGAUAAUGCUGCUGCUGCUUCUGCCAAAAAGGCAUCCGCUGCCGCCGCCGAGAAUAAAUCUGAUAAGCCGGCAUCACCUAAAUCAACUGGGAGUCCGGCCGAUGGGGCACGGAAAGAAGUGGUGACAGGAAUGAAACGUCCCCGAGAAGGGGAUUCAUCGUCGCAGUCGGCGCCGAAGAAAGUUGUGAAAGUAAUUGCGCAGUCAUCGAAACCUCUGGCUCUUCAAAAUGCUGAGCGGAGGAAAGCGUUGGAAACGGCUAAGACAGGAGAGAAGAGCGCGACAACGACGACCGCGACGACGUCGACUGCUAAUGCGGCAGGAAAGGCCAAGGUCGCCGUGACAGCACCGCCCAAGUCUGCAUCUUUCUCGUCCUUAAUGUCCGCGUCCAAGAAGCCAGGAACGUCGCUGGCGGCGCGAGCUGCCGCUGCAGCCAAAGACAAGACGACAACCGGCCCUUCAGCGGGUUCCACGCCAUCAUCGAAAAAGGAAAAUGCCAGGAAAGAAUCCCCCCCGAGGAACGUCAGCUCUGCACCUGUUGCCAAGACCGCGUCAUCCUUCUUAGGCCUGUUGGCCGACAUGGAGAAAAAGCCGGAGAAGGAGGCGAAAAAGGAAACAGAAAUUCCUAAUGAAACCGAAGAACAAAGAGCAAAACGCCUUCGGAAAGAAGCCCGUCGAAAACUUCGUGUAUCCUGGAAGGCAGAUGCAGAACUUGUGGAGACUCGACUAUUCACUCACGACCCCGAAGAAGAGAUUGGCCAUGGUGACAGUAUGAGACGCGAUGCAGGUGACACUGGCCGUGAAGGUGAAGCGCUCAAGCUUCACAAAGACAUGGAGGAGUUGGAGGAGGAGGAGGAGGAGGAGGAGGAUUCGUUUGAAGAACUCGAGCCGUACUCUCCACCUUCCGAGGUGGACUUUAGUGUCCUCAAAGACGAAACAGAUUCACUCUCGAUCAAUUCCAUCAAGUAUGGCGGGACAGUGAAACCUGAAAGCCCAAGCAGCGAAAAGCAGAAUAAACAUGAACAAGACACGGUCAUGGCCACCUACGCUUCCAAAGCCGAUCGUCCGUCCACACCAAAGGAACCAGACGACAGCAUGGAGGAUGAAGGUGAUUUUGAACCGGCCGAACCCGAGACACCAUUUGGUGAGCCGAAUGAGACAACCCGUCGACGUGAGAAAGAGUAUCUGGCUCGACAAGCUCAAAAGCAACCAACUCCCAAUACCAUGCCGACGAGGACAGACUUGGCGACGCAGGUUCAAGCCAUGAGUGCAGUGCAGACUCCACAACAACAGUCUACAGGAGUGUCACCCGAACUUCAACGCGUUUUGAGCAUGUUGCAGCAACAGAACCAGUCUACCCCGCCUCCACAAGCUGCGCCUGCUUCGAAUGUGAAUCUCCAAGCACUUUUGCAGACAGUCCAACAAGUCACCCAGCAAUUUCAAGGUCAAAACCAACCGCCACAGUAUCAAGCUCCAGCUCAAAAUACUGCAAUAUCGGCUAAUCUCAGCGCCCUCUUGGCUUCGAUGCAGCAGUCUUCACAAGCCCAGCCCGCCCCCCUUCCUAUCGGUCUAAGCAAUAAUCCUAAUCCCUACCCGGGUGCCAUCGACGACUCCUCACGCAAACAUGCACGUGCCGACUCGAACGACUACGAUAACGACUACAGCCGAAAAGGGGGGAACAAAAAGAAAAAGGGCGGCGUUUCUGGUGACCAACCCAAACCAUACAACUACAAAACCCAGAUUUGCUCAUUCUGGGAACAAGGCAAAUGCAUCAAAGGUGAUGCUUGCACGUAUCGUCAUGGCGAUGAGUGA
Messenger RNA from Rhinocladiella mackenziei CBS 650.93, 3399 nucleotides. RefSeq lists its product as uncharacterized. NCBI's taxonomy places the organism in Eukaryota, Fungi, Ascomycota, Eurotiomycetes, Chaetothyriales, Herpotrichiellaceae. The transcript has 5 exons. The record is from RefSeq and is a predicted model, not a curated record. Gene Ontology annotation, molecular function: metal ion binding. The coding region runs from base 1 to 3399 and encodes 1132 amino acids.